Opisthorchis viverrini is the source of this 3376-nucleotide messenger RNA. RefSeq lists its product as hypothetical. Gene Ontology annotation, molecular function: N6-methyladenosine-containing RNA reader activity; mRNA binding. The transcript is spliced from 4 exons. Lineage: Eukaryota; Metazoa; Platyhelminthes; Trematoda; Opisthorchiida; Opisthorchiidae. The record is from RefSeq and is a predicted model, not a curated record. Bases 1 to 2415 code for a protein of 804 amino acids. Gene Ontology annotation, cellular component: cytoplasm. Gene Ontology annotation, biological process: mRNA destabilization.
AUGCACUUUACACCUACACAGUGUAAAGUGCUGCUGCAAGAGUGGGUAGGCUCGAACCUUAACCUAAUGUUUGCGGAUGAGCCGAUUGGGGCAAACGUUUACGGCAACAUGACAAACGCGGCAGACACAUACUAUGGUACCCUGUUCUCACAUCUUUCAUACGGCAUGGGGGAGAAUGGUGGCACACCCAAUCCAGGGAACAACCCAGACGCUGCGGCACUGGCCGCCGCAAUGGCUGCAGUAGCUGGAGGUGGUGGUACUGCGGCUGCGGACUGGAGUGGUGUGAACAAUGUUGUGUAUCCCCAAACCUCUGGUGCAACCCUACUAUCUGGAGUUAACCAGCACCACCAUCAAACGAACAGCCUCGGUGAUAUGACACAUAGCGGUGGUGGCGGUGGACCUGUUUCAUCUAGUGCGUCACCACCGUACACUGCCACACUUUUGGCUGCCAUUGCUGCCGCUGCAGCGGCGGCCUAUCCGGCGGCUAUGCACCCACAGCAGCUAUCAUCCCAUCCAAACGCCAGUGCAACGGCAGUCGGGCGUUCUUUUAUGCCAACAAACACUGGACAAACGGACUAUACACAGGUGUACUACCGAUCCCCUCCUCGACAGCCGGGUGUGCGUACCCCACUCACUACCGGUCUUUAUUCCAAUGAGGCUCAAUUUCCCACUGCCACAGUAACACUUCCUGGUUGGCCCUAUUCUGCGCCUAGUCCCUAUCACACUAGCUCAACUCCUAUUGGUGGAAUAGUCCCCAUAAGCGACGGGUGGUCAACCCCAACCAGUCAGCAGAUGCAUCCGGUGGUUUGUUCUGAGUUGGAUUCAGCUUCUUUGCAUCAUCUAGUCGGAUCGACCACAUUCGCCCCGAAUCAACUCGAUGACAGGGCGCCGAAGGAUCCCGUUUUGAUUAACACUCAUCCAUAUUACACAUCACAUUUACGCGAGCAAACAGUAAACUACGGCACCACACAUGGUGGCAGUGUGGAGGAUCCGUCGAUUUCAUCCUAUUCCACGCACGGCACUGGGCAGAAUCCGAUCACUUCUCAUCUGGUGAAUGGGAUGUUGAGCAACGGUCAGGCCGUUAGCUACGCGGACGCCUUCCUUUCGUCAAUGCGACCAGCAGCUCAGCCACAACACUUCAGACCUCCGCCGGAUGAUAACCAAAAUCUUCAGGAGGGGAAACACAUGCUUGAUGAAUUCAAUCGUUUGUCCAUUAGAGAAUAUAGUCCGGUUGAAGGAACUUCUGUGACCUCGCCUCCUCCUGCAACAACGUCACAGUCGCUGUGUACUGGCGAUAACAAACCAAAAAACCCCAGUGCAACAUGGUCAUCUUCGUCUUACAGUGAAGUAAACAAAACGGUCACUGCUCGUCCAGGUGUGGGAUCUUCUCCGCGAACUGGGGGACCUGUGCCACCUGUCGUUCCGAAUUCCAUGAGUCUCAACAGUGCUGGACGACCAAUCGCUCAGCCACCAUCAAGUGCUGCGGGGGAGGCACCUAGAGCCAAGACUUGGGCAAAUAUCGCUGGACAGCCCCCUCGCGGAUCUGCAGCGGUGCUUGUCGGCUCCACCACAGGAUGGUCUGCAAAACGUCUACCCGGUAGUAUGCUGGUAACUGCCACUAGUCGACCGUCCUCGCAGCCCUCAACUACGACACCUGUGGUGAUUGCCAGUGCGCCAACUAAAGCUUCUACUGCAAAUGGAGAGCAGAACCCGACGUCAUUCAGAUCCAGUGCUGGUGCUGCUGAUGAAAGUACGGCUGUGGUAAACAAGGCUGGUGGUAGUUGUGGAGGAUCAGUAUCCUACGAUGAGUCGAUGCGAAUGUUCCAACGUGAAUCAGAAGCCCUCUACCAACGGCUUGCGAAAUCAAUAAAUCCGGCCACUUUCGACACCAAUGUGGAGAAGGCUCGGUUUUUCGUUAUCAAAUCGUUUUCUGAAGACGACAUCCAUCGUUCCAUUAAAUACUCUGUCUGGUGUUCAACGGAGCUAGGUAACAAAAAAUUGGAUAGCGCGUAUGUGGGCGCCAAUAAUCAAUACCCUAUCUACUUGUUCUUCUCAGUCAACGGGUCGGGGCAUUUUUGUGGCAUGGCUGAGAUGACUUCACGCGUGGAUUACGAUACUCGAGUUCGUGUGUGGGCCCAGGACAAGUGGCAAGGUGCCUUUUCGGUGAGAUGGAUAUUUGUCAAGGAUGUCCCUAAUACCGCCCUACGUCACAUUCGUAUCGAAAGCAAUGAAAAUAAACCAGUGACCCAUUCACGUGACGCGACCGAGCUACCCUUGGAACGAGGUCGACAGGUGAUGGAGGUUUUUGCAAACUAUUCGCAUACACUGUCCAUAUUCGACGAUUUCCUAUUUUACGAACAACGGGAAAGGCAAGAUGGCUACCGUCGAAAAGACACGGGCACUCGCCGUGGCUGAACGCCAUUACGCGAUUCCCCUUCCGCUAUUCUACCAUGAGCCGGAUUAUCCCGCACCAAUAUAUACAAUUGAACACCUCAUCGCCCUGUCUCCUAACUGUUUUGCCCCGCACUAACCGCCUUCUCCCUUCAGCUACUAUGGCUUGCUGCUGCGAUCUGCGUUUACUAACCGUUUCGCUUUGACCACAGUUGAUGAAACUCUUGAUGAGACAGAUUUUUUUGAACCCAGAGGAGGACAGCUUCGUUUUCGCAAGUCCUCUUGGACCUACCACUUUGGACGUUUUUGUGGUUGUGCAUUACGGUUCGGUAUCAUACGUCUCAUUAGGCGCGCAAUCACCCAAUCGCCGCUUCCCAACAUACAUUCGGUCGCUUUCUUCACUUUCCCAUCCGUUCUCUUCUUACAUUACAUUUGGGCAACGUUGCUUAUGCCUCUCUCUUCUUUCGGCACAGAGGUAGCCUAUAGCCGUGGUGGUUGUCGGGCUGUCUAUUGCGGACCUCUUUUUUUGCAAAACCGUUCAUUCUAUUUCUCCCCCUCAAAGUAAUCGGCAAAACACUCAUUCGUACCUUGUAGUUCACGGCUUUCUUUUCUUAUUACCAAACGGGGGCUGGAACACAUGUGUUGUUACUUCUUUCCUAGCUUAGUUAGAAUCGAUGACGUUUUUUUGUGCUGUAAAUUAUCCCCACCCAUUCACUGAUCGGUGCGGGCUUUUAUCUUCCUACCUACACCUCGCAAUUUUAUUCCUCUGAUCCAGUGCUUAUUUCUCCCAAUUUUCGCUGCCUAUCCAAUGUCAUGCACCCAUCUGUUUACACAGACAAAAAAACGAUCCGAUGGCACCUGCGUAUAGAAAUGAUCGAAACAAAUCACCACACGCCCCUCCGUCGCCUCAAUUUCAGUCAACCGUAUUCAAUCUAAUUGGAUUUUUGGUAGAUGACGUUGUGGCUCGCUUUUUCAGCGAUUGAUU